UCGUCAACGGCUAAAUUUAAUGGGAUUAUUCCUACUGAAGCUGUAGAAAAACGAUAUAUGCUUAGUAGUGGCCCUGGCGGUCAAAAUGUUCAGAAGAAUGCGACCAAGGUUGAGAUAAGGUUUAACUUGAGGAAUGCUUAUUGGUUAUCAGAUGCACUUAAAGACGGCCUUGAGAAGCGACUGGGUAAUCGAAUAAACGCGAAAGGAGAGCUCAUUAUCGAGAGUGAUCGCACUCGAGAACGGCAUCUGAAUCUUGCUGAUUGCUUUGACAAGCUCCGUUCUACCAUCUAUGAUGUGGAAAGGAACAUGAAUUCGCGUGUACAAACCGAAGAAGACGCAGCGAUUAUUCGGCAGAGAGCAGAACUUUCUGCUCAACGGAGACUAGCAGAGAAGAGACGAGAUGCACAGAACAGAAGGCUCAGAGCAGUUCGUAUUUGA
Messenger RNA from Angiostrongylus costaricensis, 438 nucleotides. The record is from the annotation of a GenBank genome assembly. NCBI's taxonomy places the organism in Eukaryota, Metazoa, Nematoda, Chromadorea, Rhabditida, Metastrongylidae.